Molecule: messenger RNA, 267 nt
Organism: Dovyalis caffra
Lineage: Eukaryota; Viridiplantae; Streptophyta; Magnoliopsida; Malpighiales; Salicaceae
Source: the annotation of a GenBank genome assembly
AUGGAGAAAGAUAAAGAAGAGCAAGAUAGAACAAGGAAGGAAGGAAGGAGGCACCGGCAUGGAUCUCGGAAGCUGGUGGGUUUGCCACGUGGAGAGAUGUCAGGAGAUAGAAGCAUGGCCGGGCAUACUGAUCUCCGGUGUCGACGGGGUCAAAAGGGAACGAAAGGUUGGCUGCCGGCUUUGAUUUGUUUGGAAGCAAAAUCUACUGCCACAGUUACCAACUACAGUUCCAGUGUCGUGUUUUCUCUCACAAAAGCCAAACGUUGA